GGAGAAAGGGUCGGAGAGGAUCUGAGAGUGCAGGUGGAAGCCGCGAUUACCGCCAUGUCUUGUCAAGAACUCGAUCUUUCCGUUGAGGCGUCCAUUUUUUGUCUGGUACAUCACCCACUUGCCUACACAGAUCUCAAGCCAGACCUCAGCUCACCUCUACUCAGCCAGUCAGCCAGGCAUUUCUCAGCAACCUCCGUCGCCGAGCAGCCCCGUUACAGGCCAGCCAUGAAACGGACUCUGGUAGAAUAUGAGUCCGGGUCCGGAUCUGAGUCCGAGUCUGGAAGCCCAUCGGAGAAACCGGAAGCGAGUUCGGCAGAUAUUCCUCCACAGCUCAAGAGGCGCCAAACUGGUGACAUCGGUCCUCGGGCCCCACCCUCGGCUCCGGCUCCGACUCCGGCUGCCCCACUUGACCGAAGCUCUGGCACCCACACCAUACCGCCAAAACCGGCACCGAAGUCAACGUCAUCUCUCCCACCAAUCUCAGAUCGCUUAACUGAUUUAUACUCCUCUAACGCUCGAACUGCUGUCGCUGACGAUCCUUCCCUUCACCAAGGCCGUCAGCGCCAGGUCCCUCACAUUCCCGGAAACUGGCCGAGCCACGUAUACAUCGAUUGGGACCCCAGCUCAGGGGAACGUGAGCUCCUCUCAUCGCUUGUUGACAAGCUUCAAACCGAGGUGGCUUCUGCUGCUCAGUGUUACCCCGAUCUCGAGAAUGUUAAAAUCAACACAGCCUUGCGAGAUCCGGAGUUACCCGUGGACAGGCCAUUGCACAUCAGCCUGUCGGCCCCAAUUACACUGACCUCGAAGAACAAAGACGCUUUUCUUGACGAAUUGACCAGAUCGAUGAGGUCAAGUGGGGUGAGCCCUUUUGUGGUGGACUUUUCCGGAGGAGUCGAAUGGUAUCGAUCCGAGGAAAGCACCAGAUCGUUCUUGGUCCUGCGGGUGCGUGAGGUUCAGAACACUGGCACCACUGCAGAUUCGAGCCCCAACCCACGACUGACCACCCUUCUUCAACAAUGCAACAAGACCGUGAAAGAUUACGGUCAACCGCCACUCUAUGAUUCUCAGGAUAUGGGCUGCCGCUUCCACGUCACGAUAGCCUGGACCCACGCUCGUCCAAGUGAAUCGUUAAAGCAGCUGACGGAUUCGCUCCUCGACAACUGCAAAACCAUUUAUAGUGAAAACGUGUCGAUCAGGGACAAGCUUCGUACUGGCUCAAGUUUCCGCAUUAAUACGGUCAAAGUCAAGAUUGGAAAUUACGUCACCAGGUUUGAGCUACGUGAUAAGGGUCUCGGCUUACCAGUCAAGACUGCAUAG
This is a messenger RNA of Neurospora tetraspora, 1317 nucleotides long. RefSeq lists its product as uncharacterized. The annotation marks the transcript as partial. Lineage: Eukaryota; Fungi; Ascomycota; Sordariomycetes; Sordariales; Sordariaceae. Gene Ontology annotation, cellular component: nucleus. The transcript is spliced from 2 exons. The record is from RefSeq and is a predicted model, not a curated record. Gene Ontology annotation, molecular function: 3'-5'-RNA exonuclease activity. Gene Ontology annotation, biological process: U6 snRNA 3'-end processing.